Molecule: messenger RNA, 300 nt
Organism: Caenorhabditis briggsae
Lineage: Eukaryota; Metazoa; Nematoda; Chromadorea; Rhabditida; Rhabditidae
Exons: 2
Coding region: 1-300 (99 amino acids)
Source: RefSeq, a predicted model, not a curated record
AUGUUCAAGUUUUUCAUUUCCUUCUUCCUUGUCCUACUUGCUUUCUCAGCAGUACUCGGAGAUAAAUCAGCAGUGAUUACUUGCUUCGGUGAUUGUAUCAAAGUUGAUGAGCCUGAACAAGUGAAAGAAUGCACACAAAAGUGUGUUGGAGGUCCUAUAGAUGACGCAUCCAGAGCUUUCCUGGAAUGUGAGUCGAAAUGUGUGGAUUUGUGGUUCAGACCAGAGUACGACAACACCAAGGUUCCCGAGCUCUUAAAAUGUAAUUCCGAGUGUGCUGAUGAAUACACGAAGGCUGCAUGA